UGGUUGAUUAAGGGUGCUUCUUGAAACUGCUCUGUUGGCAUUCCUUUCAGCCCAAUACCUAAAACCCUAGGAUCUCUCUAAACUAAUGGGGAAGAAGCGAAAGCACACUGAGACUGAGGUUCCUGCAAAAAAGAAUGAAAGUGCUCCCCAGCGGCCUAAAAGGGCGCUCUUAGGCUGGAAAGAUAAAGAUGAGGAAGCGUCAACUGAAUCUUUUUCAGGUUUUAGGAACAAAGAGAAGGUUUUGGUUACUUGUUCCAGGCGAAUUAACUACAGGUAUCGGCAUUUGAUGCUGAACCUGGUGUCCCUCUUGCCUCACUGCAAGAAGGAUAGCAAGGUUGAGUCUAAAAGUACCAAAGGCGCAACCCUGAAUGAGCUUGUUGAGCUUAAAAGUGGUUCUUCCUGUCUGUUUUUUGAGUGCAGGAAACACAAAGACCUUUAUCUCUGGAUGGUCAAGUCUCCAGGUGGACCAUCUGUGAAAUUUUUGGUUAAUGCUGUACACACAAUGGAAGAACUGAAGCUUACGGGAAAUCAUCUUCAAGGGUCACGCCCUCUCUUGACUUUUUCAUCCAAUUUUGACAAAGAUGGCCACUGGAAACUUUUGAAGGAAAUGAUCAUUCAAAUAUUUGGGACUCCAAAGGAGCACAGGAAAUCUAAGCCUUAUCAUGAUCAUGUAUUUGUUUUCUCCAUUGUUGAUGACCACAUAUGGUUUCGCAAUUACCAGAUAUCAGUUCCUCAUAAUGAAUCAGAUAAAAUGGUUCGAGGUGGCCUGGAUAAAAUGACCCUUGUUGAGGUUGGUCCCAGGUUUUGUUUGAACCCAAUAAAAAUAUUUGGUGGCAGCUUUGGCGGCCCGACACUAUAUGAGAAUCCACUAUACAUAUCGCCAAAUCAGAUCCGAGCAAUGGAGAAAAGACAGAAGGCUGGGAAGUAUGCUAAGAAAAUCAAAGCAAAAAAGAGAAGGAAGAUGCACGAGCUUGAACAUCCAUUGGAGCCGGAUGAGUUUGCAGACAUGUGGAGAGAAUGAUAUUCCUGGACUCUCCCUUGUUUGCUUUGCAAUACUUCGAUGGUGAAGGGAAGCUCGGUGCUACUUUAUCAUAUUGUAUCCUGCAUGAAGAAGCAGAUUUUGUUUUGUUUGUUACAAUUGCCUUUCCUAACUACCCAUUUUUAUGAGUUAAAUUUAUGGCGUCUAUAAUAUCUACUUUGUAGGUGAAGUAUCUGUGCUCCGCUACUCCGGAUUCCAAUGUCAUAUCGUACAUAUACUUAUAAUUAGCAACCAGAUGUUUAACUA
Messenger RNA from Carica papaya (papaya), 1285 nucleotides. Lineage: Eukaryota; Viridiplantae; Streptophyta; Magnoliopsida; Brassicales; Caricaceae. The record is from RefSeq and is a predicted model, not a curated record.